Molecule: messenger RNA, 1053 nt
Organism: Gymnodraco acuticeps
Lineage: Eukaryota; Metazoa; Chordata; Actinopteri; Perciformes; Bathydraconidae
Product: major histocompatibility complex class I-related gene protein-like
Exons: 4
Coding region: 16-750 (244 amino acids)
Biological process (GO): immune response
Cellular component (GO): external side of plasma membrane
Source: RefSeq, a predicted model, not a curated record
GUCCACAUUUUCCAGAUGAUGUCCGGCUGUGAUUGGGAUGAUGAGACUGGUGAGGUCAAAGGUUAUAAACACUAUGGUUUUGAUGGAGAAGACUUCCUGAUACUGGACCUGGAGACAGAGUCAUGGAUCGCUCCAAAACCAGAGGCUGUCUUCACCAAACAGAGGUUGAAUAAGGACAAAGCUUUGAUGGCAUUCAACAAGUACAUAUACACCCAGGAGUGUCCUGAAUAUCUGAAGAAGUAUGUGAACCUGGGGAGGAGCUCUCUGAUGAGAACAGAGAUCCCCUCAGUGUCUCUGCUCCAGAAGUCCCCCUCCUCUCCAGUCAGCUGCCAUGCUACAGGUUUCUACCCGGACAGAGCCAUCAUGUUCUGGACCAGAGACGGAGAGGAGCUUCACGACAACGUGGACCACGGAGAGAUCCUGCCCAACCACGACGGAUCCUUCCAGAUGAGCGUGGACCUGGACGUCUCCUCAUUCCCCGCUGAACACUGGGACAAGUUCCGAUGUGUGUUCCAGCUCUCUGGGGUGAAGGAGGACCACAUCAUCGUACUGGACCCAGCUGUGAUCAGGACCAACAGAGGGAAUCCCCUCCUCCUCCCCCUCAUCAUCGGUGCUGCAGUGGCUGCUCUCGCUCUCCUCCUCGCUGGGAUUGGAUUCCUGGUUUACAGGAAGAGGAACGCCAAUAAAAACACUCCCUCUCCUGCCUCCAGCGCUGAGCUCACUGAGAGACUGAACCAGCCACCACAGUGAGGUGCUUCACAUCAACUCUCCACCUGUUGUUACAGAGCUGCCCUCUUUAUUAAUAAUAAUAAUAAUAACUUGAAUUUAUAUAGCGCCUUUCAUAACCUCAAGGUCACUUAUUAUUAUUAGGGCUGUUCAAAUGAAUUGUUUCUUUGAUGCAUUGAGAUGCGGACGUGGACGAUUCUGCAUCGAUGCAGAGACAGAACAUAAUCGAUUAUAGCGUAGUGAUGUUGCUUCUGGAUUUUCCGUUAAUUCACAGCAGAGUUUAUUCUCCCGUUAACUCACGGCAGCUGGAAAGUAUUCUCUGUCUGA